CUAAUGACAUCUAGAGUUUGCUUACCUCCUUGAUUCUUUGCAAUGUGUCCCUGUCCAAUCGAAAUGACUACAACCAUGCUCAGUUGAACAUGUUAUCCGAACGGGCCAGAAUCAGUACAAUUGUGGGGUUGUUUGCAAAUCCAAUUCUCAGUUUUUCUGCUGUAUUCGGAAAUGACUUUUGGCGAUUUGGAUUUGAGUUAACUUUGGAUCUUGUGAACCGGAUAAUCACUAAGGCAAACACAGUUCUUAGUUUGAUCACCGAGGACACAACAACCACCUUUUCCAUUGAUAAGAAAGCAAGCUUAUUCACUGCUUCUUACUACCAGCGCUUGCACUCUAAAACAGUGUGUGGUGCUGAGGCGAAGUACAUAUUAUCUGACAAGAGCAACUCUUUCUCCAUUGGGAAGAGACAUUUAUUUGGUGAUGACGAUUUGAUCCAAGCUUUAUUGAGUGUGAGCAAUGGUGGUUCUAUGAGAGUUCUUUUUCAACAUCAUUGGACUUUGAAAUCAUUUUUCACCAUAGCUGGAGAAAGAUUGUUGAACCAUUCAAGUCAACGAUUUGGUUUAGCAGUUGAACUAUGA
Messenger RNA from Arabidopsis thaliana (thale cress), 581 nucleotides. RefSeq names its product Eukaryotic porin family protein. Gene Ontology annotation, biological process: monoatomic anion transmembrane transport; transmembrane transport. Bases 90 to 581 code for a protein of 163 amino acids. The transcript has a single exon. Gene Ontology annotation, molecular function: voltage-gated monoatomic anion channel activity. Gene Ontology annotation, cellular component: mitochondrial outer membrane; mitochondrion. The record is from RefSeq and is marked reviewed. Lineage: Eukaryota; Viridiplantae; Streptophyta; Magnoliopsida; Brassicales; Brassicaceae.